Messenger RNA from Neurospora crassa OR74A, 563 nucleotides. RefSeq lists its product as hypothetical. The transcript is spliced from 3 exons. The record is from RefSeq and is a predicted model, not a curated record. Bases 231 to 563 code for a protein of 110 amino acids. NCBI's taxonomy places the organism in Eukaryota, Fungi, Ascomycota, Sordariomycetes, Sordariales, Sordariaceae.
UCACUCUCACCUACAGCAGACAUGGAAGGAGCAAGUGGCAGAUAGGGUAGGUAUGUACCUACCUCUAAUGCAACACCGGCAAAGCCUUCCAGGUGUAGUACAAUGUAGCUGAGGGUCGAAGAGUGUUUAAUUUGCAACGAAGUACACGUUGGGAAGCUCCUUCCCCGCCACAGCAAAAAGAAUGAGGAGCUAUCAAUCAAGACUCGGUCGGAGGAAAGGAAGGGAAUGGAAUGUCAACAAUGUCAUUCCUCGACCAGCCAAUGUCAGCAUCACCUGGAUAUCGCUUCGGCACUUUUGUUCGGAUCAUUCCCCUCAGUCCGCUUUCUCACUUCUCACUUGCUGCUCAUCUGUCUGACCUUCGUCCUAGGGAGAUCAUGACCAAGAACAUGAUUGAUCUGGACAGCGUUCCAGCGAAGCGCACGACUGUCCUGCAGGACUUGGGGGCUGGUUUAGUCUGGUGUUGCCAUGUCCACCACCAGACAAACAUUAUCACUCUGCGCUCGGACUCAGCAGCCUUCUUGUGCGCCCAACUCGAGAAGGAGAAAUUACCAAACCCAGGUUAG